ACGCCAUUUUUACACUGCCAACACACUAAAACAAUUUCUCUCUCUCUCUCUCUCUCUCUCUCUCUCUCUCUCUCUCUGGUGGAAGCAGAAACACCUGCUCCGUGAGCACUGUACCUUCUUCUCUCAUUCAUUUUCGUCACCAACUCAACUCACUCAGCAUUGCUUCACACUUAUCAAUCACUCUGCCUACUCUCUCUGCUUUUGUUGCUUCCAUCACUUUUAUCUUCUGCUGCCAAAGGCUAUCUAUUACUACUAGAAAGCUUCCAAAGAUUUUUCAUUGAAGCAAGCGGUUUUUGAUGGUUUCAACUUGUGGCAUCUCUUUCCAAAUCUCCACAUUAAAGAAAAAGGGAAGGUACAUUGUGAAGGAAAGUUGCAAUUUUUGUUGUUGUUGUUGUGGCAGAGCAUUGAUCACAGUUUUGGGGUUUAUUUUUGGAAGAACGCUGUUGAGAAUGUGGGGGGUGAAAGCUCUAAAAGCACUUCACUUCAGCAGAGAACAGUGUUCGGUGAUGGAAAUUCUGUGCUUCUUGCAUCUUCUGCUAGGUUGGUAUCUCUCAAACUCUAACCUUGUUAAUGCUCAGCUACAAGACCAAGCUAUAUUACUUGCCAUCAACAAAGAGCUUGGAGUUCCUGGCUGGGAUUCCAGCAACUCAAACUACUGUAAUUGGCAAGGAAUAAGCUGUGGUAAUCAUUCAUUGGUGGAGAAGCUUGAUCUUGCUCACCGGAACCUUCGAGGUAAUGUUACUUUGCUGUCUGAGCUCAAAGCAUUGAAGUGGCUUGACUUGUCAAAUAAUAACUUUGAUGGAUUGAUUCCUCCUGCUUUUGGAAAGUUAUCUGAUCUUGAAGUCCUAGAUUUGUCUUCAAAUAAGUUUUCAGGUUCAAUUCCGCCGCAAUUGGGUGCUCUCAAAAGCCUCAGAUCAUUGAACCUUUCUAGUAAUGUGCUUGUUGGAGAGAUACCAAUAGAGCUUCAUGGCUUAGAGAAUUUGCAGGAUCUUCAAAUUUCUAGUAAUCAUUUGAGUGGUUUAAUACCUUCUUGGGUGGGCAAUUUGACCAACCUGAGGGUUUUUUCUGCUUAUGAGAAUCGUUUAGGUGGCAAGGUUCCGGAUAAUUUAGGCUCGAUUCCGGAUCUUCAAAUACUUAACCUGCACUCAAAUCAGCUUGAAGGCCCUAUACCGGCAAGCAUUUUUGUCCCAGGGAAGCUACAAGUUCUGGUUCUCACCCAGAAUAAUUUUAGUGGUGAUCUUCCUCAGGAAAUUGGGAAUUGCCAUGCCCUUUCCAGUGUUCGAAUCGGAAACAACCAUCUAGUAGGUAAUAUUCCAAAGACAGUUGGAAAUCUUAGUAGCCUAACCUACUUUGAGGCCGACAAUAAUAAUCUUUCCGGUGAAGUAGUGUCUGAAUUUGCUCAGUGUUUGAAUCUUACCCUCUUGAAUUUAGCUUCAAAUGGAUUUAUGGGAGCAAUUCCGGCAGAAUUUGGAAAACUUAUGAACCUUCAGGAAUUAAUUCUUUCUGGAAAUAGCCUGUUUGGAGAUAUCCCAAGGUCGAUUCUGAGUUGCAAAAGUCUUAACAAGCUUGAUAUUAGCAACAACAGAUUCAAUGGGACAAUUCCAAGUGAAAUCUGCAACAUUUCUAGGUUGCAGUACUUGCUCUUGGGUCAGAAUUCCAUAAGAGGAGAGAUCCCUCAUGAAAUUGGAAAUUGUGCGAAACUUCUUGAACUACAAUUGGGCAGCAACUAUUUGACUGGAACUAUCCCUCCUGAAGUUGGCCACAUUAGAAACUUACAGAUAGCACUAAAUCUGAGCUUCAAUCAUCUUCAUGGACCACUGCCCCCUGAAUUAGGAAGACUGGACAAACUUGUUUCCCUCGAUGUCUCAAACAACAGGCUCUCGGGUAAUAUACCACCUGAGCUUAAGGGAAUGUUGAGCUUGAUAGAGGUCAACUUCUCCAACAAUCUUUUUGGAGGCCCUGUACCAGAAUUUGUACCAUUUCAGAAGAGUCCUAUUUCAAGUUUCAUCGGCAAUAAAGGGCUUUGCGGAGAGCCACUGAACUCUUCAUGCGGAGAUCUUUAUGAUGAUCACAAGGCCUACCAUCACAGGGUUUCUUACAGAAUCAUACUGGCUGUAAUUGGUUCUGGUUUAGCAGUUUUUAUGUCGGUAACUAUAGUUGUGUUGCUUUUUAUGAUCAGAGAGAGGCAAGAAAAAGUAGCCAAAGAUGCUGCCGGGAUCAUAGACGAUGGAACCACUGAAAAACCAACUAUAAUAGCUGGGAGCAUUUUUGUUGAUCAUCUCAAACAAGCAGUAGACCUUGAUGCUGUUGUUAAAGCGACUCUGAAAGACUCUAAUAAGCUCAGUAGUGGAACUUUCAGCACUGUUUACAAGGCCGUCAUGCCUUCUGGAGUGGUCUUAUCUGUAAGGAGACUGAAGUCCGUCGACAAGACAAUAAUGAACCACCAGAACAAGAUGAUUAGAGAACUCGAAAGGCUGAGCAAAGUUUGUCACGAUAAUCUAGUGCGACCGGUUGGCUAUGUUAUAUAUGAAGAUGUUGCUCUUCUCUUGCAUAAUUAUUUUCCAAAUGGUACACUGGCUCAGCUUCUUCAUGAAUCUUCGAGGCAACCAGAAUAUCAGCCUGAUUGGCCUUCUAGGCUAUCCAUUGCCAUUGGAGUCGCAGAAGGUUUGGCUUUUCUUCAUCAUGUAGCAAUUAUCCAUCUUGACAUUUCUUCUGGCAAUGUACUUCUAGAUGCAAAUUUCAAGCCAUUGCUUGGUGAGAUUGAGAUUUCUAAACUCCUUGAUCCAACCAAGGGCACGGCAAGUAUUAGUGCAGUUGCUGGUUCCUUCGGUUACAUACCACCAGAAUAUGCUUAUACAAUGCAAGUUACAGCACCGGGAAAUGUUUAUAGCUAUGGCGUUGUUCUGUUGGAAAUCCUUACUACUCGACUGCCAGUGGAUGAGGAUUUCGGUGAAGGUGUAGAUUUGGUGAAGUGGGUUCAAAGUGCUCCGGUAAGAGGGGAAACUCCAGAGCAGAUACUGGAUGCAAGGCUCAGCACUGUUUCCUUUGGUUGGAGGAAAGAAAUGCUUGCUGCUCUUAAGGUUGCGUUGCUCUGCACGGACACCACGCCGGCAAAGCGACCAAAAAUGAAGAAUGUGGUUGAAAUGCUCCGAGAGAUAAAGCAAAACUGAGGACAGCAAGCCGCCCGAGUUUUCUAUUCUGUCUACACCAUCGAAGGCUUUAUGAAUGUGAAACUAUCAUGGCUAGUUGGCUACCAGAAAACUGAUGAGUUCAAACUUGCAACUUGGAAUAGUAAUCUUGUAUCAGGAAUUAUUAACAGAUGAAGGUUGUGUCAAAGUAAAAUUAAUAUCAUUGGCACUGUAGAUCUUCAUCUUUCUAGUUUGACCAAAGAAUUAGGUUGGGGAGAGGUAACAGAAGCAAGAAGAGAACUUGAGGCAUGAUAUAUCAGUUCCUUCUUUCACGAGUUAGCCAGCAGUUUUCAUGUUGUAUUUUACUCAUUUGGGAGAUGAAUCCAUUUUCAAUUUUAAUCUCUUCCCAUUGAAAUUGAAGGUUCUACUUGUUUUCUUUUUUAGAUGCAUAUUGUAAAUCUGAACUUUGUCCAUGCAUGCAGAGCCUUGUGUGUU
Molecule: messenger RNA, 3623 nt
Organism: Arachis duranensis
Lineage: Eukaryota; Viridiplantae; Streptophyta; Magnoliopsida; Fabales; Fabaceae
Product: leucine-rich repeat receptor-like tyrosine-protein kinase PXC3
Exons: 3
Coding region: 297-3170 (957 amino acids)
Biological process (GO): hormone-mediated signaling pathway; protein phosphorylation
Cellular component (GO): plasma membrane
Molecular function (GO): ATP binding; protein kinase activity; protein binding
Source: RefSeq, a predicted model, not a curated record